AUGCAAUAUCGGGCCCGGCAGGAGCACGCGCUCUGCCAGUGGGGGGUGCCUGUGGCGUCGCAAAGGCCCGCGAGCGACGCCGAGUCGAUCUGUCGACGCAGCAAGGAGCAGCUUUUGGAUAUCUUCAACGAAAGCCGCAUGGAAGCGAGCGUGAACGUCGUUGACGGCAACGUCAAUUUGAUCGACUCGACUGUCACCAAUUGCAAGGGCGACUGGGGCGGAGCCUUGUACGUCGAUAAUUCGGGCGUCGAUAAUUCGGGCCAAGACUACAAGGGCGGCGCAGUGUACGUGAAAAAGGGCGAGGUGAGCCUUAGCGUCUCCGAGAUUUCGGACUGCCGCGCCUAUUUCUCUGGUGGCGCAGUGUACGUGCAAAGGGGCGAGGUGAGCCUGAUCGACUCCAAGAUAAGCAGCUGCUCCGCUGAAGAGGCGGAGGGCGGUGCAGUGUUCGUGGAUCGGGGCAAGGUGAGCCUGAUCAACUCCGAGAUCUCGGACUGUCACGCCGAGGACAUUGGUGGCGCUUUGUGCGUGUGGGGCGGCGAGGUAAGAGUGGAGGGCUCCACGUUUACCAGCUGCUCUGCUGACAAGGGCGGCGCAAUAUACGUGGAGGAGGGCGAGGUGAACCUGAUGGACUCCGAGUUUAGCAACUGCUCCGCUGCCGAGGUUCGCAUAGUAGGUAGAGUCCAGUAG
Molecule: messenger RNA, 687 nt
Organism: Emiliania huxleyi CCMP1516
Lineage: Eukaryota; Haptophyta; Isochrysidales; Noelaerhabdaceae
Exons: 6
Coding region: 1-687 (228 amino acids)
Source: RefSeq, a predicted model, not a curated record